Messenger RNA from Cladophialophora immunda, 2916 nucleotides. RefSeq lists its product as uncharacterized. Gene Ontology annotation, molecular function: protein binding. Gene Ontology annotation, cellular component: small-subunit processome; Pwp2p-containing subcomplex of 90S preribosome. Lineage: Eukaryota; Fungi; Ascomycota; Eurotiomycetes; Chaetothyriales; Herpotrichiellaceae. The record is from RefSeq and is a predicted model, not a curated record. Gene Ontology annotation, biological process: maturation of SSU-rRNA from tricistronic rRNA transcript (SSU-rRNA, 5.8S rRNA, LSU-rRNA); ribosomal small subunit assembly. The transcript is spliced from 3 exons. The annotation marks the transcript as partial.
CAUGCGCCCACCUGCGCUGCACAGCCAUGAGACAAUGAAGACGGAAUUUAAGUUCUCAAACCUCUUGGGCACUGUCUAUCGUCAAGGCAAUCUCGUCUUUACGCCGGAUGGCAACUCUCUGCUCUCGCCAGUCGGCAACCGUGUGACUGUCUUUAAUCUGACAAAAAACACCAGUUACACCUUUCCCUUUGCCCAUCGAAAGAACAUCACCCACCUCGACCUUUCCCCCGACGGCAGUCUCCUCCUCACUAUUGAUGAAGAUGGCAGGGCAAUACUAUCUAUUUUCUCCAGAAGAGUGGCAAUCUAUCAUUUCUCCUUCAAAUCACCGGUAACGUCAUUAGCAUUCGCUCCAGACGGUCGUCAUUUCGUGGUGGGACUCGGAAGAAAGAUCCAGGCAUGGCGGACACCCUCUACGCCCGGCGGAAAUGCAGAUGGAGAUCUCGAAUUCGCUCCGUUCAUCUUGCAUCGCGAAUAUGGAGGGCAUUUUGACGAUGUCAGACAUUUGAGCUGGUCCGGCGACUCGCGCUUCUUCCUCAGUGCAUCCAAAGACCUUACAGCACGGAUAUGGAGUCUUGAUCCAGAGGAAGGCUUCGAGCCGACAGUCCUCUCGGGUCAUAGGCAACAAGUCAAGGGUGUCUGGUUUUCUGCCGACCAGGAAUCCAUUUUCACAGUCAGCGAAGACGGAGCCCUCUUCCGCUGGGAGUAUUUAGCCAACCAACAAGCCGAAAACGACGAUUCGAUAGAGCCAGUUGAUGAGAGGUGGCGCAUUGUGCAGAGGGACUAUUUUAUGCACAACGCAAAGUUGAAAUGCGCUUCCUACCAUCCCUCGACCAAUCUACUCACUGCCUGCUUCGACAACGGUUUGUUUUCCUUGUAUGAGACUCCUUCUUUCUCAAACAUUCAUAGCCUGUCAAUGGCAUCCUCACCCAUCUCAGCAGUAACCGUCAACAGCACGGGAGAAUGGCUGGCCUUCGGCUCCUCCAGAACUGGUCAAUUACUGGUGUGGGAGUACGCUUCAGAGUCAAACAUUCUCAAGCAGUCUUCGCAUCUUGAUACAAUGACGACGUUGACCUAUUCGCCCGACUCUAGCCGCAUCAUUACUGGUGCCGAUGACGGACUGAUCAAGGUUUGGGACGUCUCGUCCGGCUUCCACAUUGCGACCUUCUCGGAACAUAACUCUGCUGUCACCGCCUCUGCAUAUUCUAAAAGAGGCAACAUUCUUUUCACUUCAUCUUUGGACGGAUCAGUUCGGGCAUGGGAUAUGUUGAGGUAUCGAAAUUUUAGGACUUUCACAGCUCCUCAAAGGCUCUCCUUCUCUUGUUUAGCCAUCGACCCUUCUGCGGAGGUCGUCUGCGCCGCGUCCCACGACUCCUUUGACAUUUACCUCUGGUCCGUCCAGACUGGAGCUCUUCUCGACCGACUGGCAGGUCACGAAGGACCGAUAUCUACAUUAGCCUUUACUCCUGACGGCCGACAUCUCGUCUCCGGAUCCUGGGAUCACACCAUUCGAGUAUGGUCUGUGUUUGACCGAUCACAAUCGUCAGAAACGCUACAGCUCAUGUCUGACUUGCUUUGUAUUGCAGUCCGGCCUGACUCUGCACAAAUCGCGGCUUCUACGCUCGAUGGGCAACUUACUUUUUGGAACCUGAACACUUCGAUACAAGAAUCCGGUUUCGACGGCCGUCGAGACGUCAGUGGAGGUCGGACACUGACUUCGCGACGUACAGCAGCUUCAACCCCUGGAACUAAAUCGUUCAACUCGAUUGUAUAUUCCGCGGACGGCAGCUGCCUGCUUGCAGCCGGAAACAGCAAAUAUAUCUGUCUAUACUCAGUCAGCACACUGACGUUGAUCAAGAAAUUCACCAUCUCCAUCAACCUGAGCCUAGAUGGGACACAAGAAUUCUUGAACUCGGCAGCUAUCAUGUCCAACGGCCUGCCCAAAGACAUGCUGGACACAGAAGGCGAAGCAAGCGACCUCGAAGAGCGCAUGGACCGUAGCCUGCCAGGCGUGAAACGUGGUAGAGACGCCACAGCGAGGAGCAUUCGCCCAGAAGUCCGGGUCGCUAAUGUCGAGUUUGCACCAACCGGAAGAAGCUUCUGUGCAGCCAGUACUGAAGGUCUCUUGAUUUACAGCCUCGACAACGUGGGGAUGGAAGAUUUCGAUCCAUUUGAUCUCGACAUCGACGUUACUCCGCAGAAUGUACGGGCAAUCCUCGCACAAGACGAGCCCGAGUAUCUUAAGGCCCUCAUUAUGGCAUUCAGACUGAACGACAAGCCUUUGCUCCGACAAGCUUAUGAGUCAGUACCGUACGGAUCGGUCCCACUGCUUGUCCGUGAACUGCCAAGGGUGUAUCUCGGGAAAUUGUUGAUGCUUGUUGCCCAACAGAUGGAAAAUAAUCCUCAUUUGGAGUUUGCACUUCGUUGGCUGGGUGAGAUCCUGAGUGUCCAUGGUCGAUACAUCAAGGAGAGGCACGGCGAAUUUGCCACCGAACUGCGCUCUAUCCUCCGCGGAGUGGAUGGCGUGGGAAAAACAGUACGCAGUCUCAGUGAACGCAAUGUCUUUGAGAUUGAAUUCUUGUGCCAACAGCCUAAAGACAGCAACACGCUAGCGUCGGGGAGUUUGGAACAAUAUGGACAUGACACAAAUAGGGAGACGGUCCUUGCCGAGAAUGGUGAGGCCGAGUGGAUUGACCUGGAUUGAUUCUUUCUUCGCAAGUGUUGUUAACGCAAUGAUACCCACGAGCAGAGUGAGAUGAACAGAUAGAUGUACACGGCCCCAGAUGAGCCAGUAGCCAACGAUGAAAAGAACAUGGUUUCAAUUACUCUGCUCCCGAUUGGACUCCCAUGGUUUUAGUAUCCAACAACAUGGCUGAUAAUGCGAAGCUCAAGGGAGUCCUCGAUACAUACCGAGUACAC